CAUCUAUUAUACACCAAGUGUCAAAGUUCACGUUUUCUAGUAUCUAAUUUUGGUAGAGGGUGCAUCACCUGAACUUGAAGAAAUUUGACGGUUUCCCCAGGCAACAAUGAUGGCAACAGUACAAUUUAAGUACUGUGAAUUAAACUAAACCGGAAGUCACACAACUUUUGCAUUCAUUCAUGUCAAUAUUUACAAAUGGUUUACAUAGAGUUUGCUUUUUAUUCCCUCACAUUUUGCAUUCACAUUGUGACACUUUCUAUGAUAAUAAAGCUUUCAUUGACUGGAACCUUGGGAAAGCAUUGUUUUGUGUUAAAAUAGGACAACAAAACCUGCUGUUUCCCUCAGUCCCAGUCAAUAAAGUGUUAAUUAAUAGGUUUUCUUAAAGGUGCCAGCUCAACCACACUGUGCACCAUGUGCAGAUAAACGUGUGUAUGCAGAACCACCAUAUCGCAUUUGGAACCUCUGUGUGUGAGCAAAAGAAGGGCAGACGUCCUGCAUCAGAAACACCAAAAUGACAUUGUCAUUUUGACAUUUAAAAAACAUGGUCUGGGCACAACAGUAGAGUGCUAUGGCACAGAAGGUGCCGGUGCAGCCUUUGUUGGGCACGAGGGGGAGAAGCCUGCCCAUGAACUUGGGAAAAUGGUUAAGAAAAUGUUUGAGACAUUUAUGGAAGGUGAGACUAAGGACUGGGAGACCACAAAACAUGGAACCCCUGGUCCAUGUACCACCUCCUUGGACCACCCCUAAAACUGCCUAAAAGCUGAGACAAAAUGAAUUUGUGUGAAUAAAUCUGGCACAUUAGAGACCCUAAAUGUCUGAUACAGUCCAAUAUUUAAUAUAACAGCAGUCUAUGUGCCUCUACCGCCAUCUUGGAACAUUAUCCACUAACCAUUCCUAAUGAAGGGUAUAAGAGGAAUAUAUGUUGUAGGGGUGUAAAGAAUGUCCCCACCCCAACCCAUUCUCCCAUAUCCUUUAUAAAGAGUUUGCUAUUUGUUUUUCUCUUCUCACUUCAAACUUUUUUCAUUUCUUACAUAAUUGAUCUUGACACAAUAUCAAAAUUUGUGUCCGCUCCACUAUUUUAUCAAAGCAUUAUUUCCAUUUUCAAGUUUUAGUUGCAUUAUUGAAUUUACAGUAACAAAAAUGUUUGGGUAAUUUUUAAUGAUGGCCGAAGUUGUUGAAAAAGGUUGUUUAAGCUUUGUUUUUUGUGUUUUAUCAUUGUCAUUAUUAUUGUUAUUCACACAACUGGCUUUCAAAAUGCUAUAAAAAAUUAGUCACAAAUAUGACUGAAAAUGUUGAGGAAAAUGAUCAGUUGUACAAGUGAUCCAUAAAAGUCCAAUAUCAAACCAUGAUUUAUGAUACCACCCGAUGUUUUUCUUAUUUCAAGUGGAAAAAUUUUCUUAUGAAAUGGGAAGGGUGUCAAAAUCACACGAAUUACCAUAAGAACUAUAACAUGCACCCUUCUUGUUACUAACACCAAUUUUCCUAUCAUUAGAGGCCGUUAGGACAACAACAAUGCAAUAUCACUUUGCUUGACAAGCUAAGCUUGAUCCUGGAAAGAGAGGAGCUCCCAAAAAGAGAUGCCAUAGCUGCAAUGACAGCAAUGCCCUUGCAUGAAGAGUUUGUACAACGUGCAAGGCCCCUUUCCCUCCCCCAAAAAAGAAGGAAAUGAGGGGGGAUGGGAAUAUCACCCACCAAAGAGGACAUCUUUUCGAUAGGGCAGAUGUCCUUCAAAAGGAGCACGGCGUGGAUGUGGUCGUCCUUAUGUUUGGACGGCACGGCAAAGGGAUGACCACAUCCUGCUACGGCACAAGAGGAAGGGGCCUGAAGUUUAUCGGGGACCAGCAGGAGGCCAAACCUGACGAGGAUGGCAAACUUGCCUUCCGCUUGUUUGAUAGAUUCAUGAGAGCCCAAAGAAAAACACCCGCGGCAACAACACCACCCACCGGGUCACCCGCGGCGACAACACCACCCACGGCAGCACCUGCGGCGACAACACCACCCACGGUGGCACCCGCGGCGACAACACCACCCACGGGGGAACCCACGGGGGCACCCGCGGCGACAACACCAACCGAGGCGGCGUCAACAUGAAUAUAGCAUGCUCCAUGUACAAAACAGAAUAAAUCAGUUUAUUUUUCAA
This is a messenger RNA of Nematostella vectensis (starlet sea anemone), 2140 nucleotides long. RefSeq names its product PAB1-binding protein 1-like. Lineage: Eukaryota; Metazoa; Cnidaria; Anthozoa; Actiniaria; Edwardsiidae. The transcript has 6 exons. The record is from RefSeq and is a predicted model, not a curated record. Bases 1666 to 2091 code for a protein of 141 amino acids.